Arabidopsis lyrata subsp. lyrata is the source of this 378-nucleotide messenger RNA. Its product is annotated as peptidyl-tRNA hydrolase 2, mitochondrial. The transcript is spliced from 7 exons. Gene Ontology annotation, molecular function: peptidyl-tRNA hydrolase activity. The coding region runs from base 1 to 378 and encodes 125 amino acids. The record is from RefSeq and is a predicted model, not a curated record. Gene Ontology annotation, cellular component: mitochondrion; cytosol. NCBI's taxonomy places the organism in Eukaryota, Viridiplantae, Streptophyta, Magnoliopsida, Brassicales, Brassicaceae.
AUGACCAAAGGAGACCUGCUGAUCAAGUCCAAGGAACCCCUCGAGAUAGAGAAACUCGCUGAUCUUCGCAAAAAUUUCAAAAUGGUUUUGGUUGUGAGGAUUGAUCUUAAAAUGGGUAAAGGGAAGAUUGCAGCGCUCAAUGCAGGUUUAUACAAGAAACUCCUUCAACGGGCGCCAAGAGCCUUGAACAGAUGGGAAUAUUGUGCUCAGGGAAAAGUUGUUGUCAAAAUCGAAAGUGAGGAAGAGAUGCUAGUUUUGCAAGAAAGAGCAAAGUCCCUUAAACUGCCAACCCAUAUCACCAUUGCUGCCGGAAAAACACAGAUCGCUCCAAGACCGGUUGAUAAUUUUGAUGUAACAGGUGGACUAAAGCUUAUGUAA